Molecule: messenger RNA, 2038 nt
Organism: Alosa sapidissima (American shad)
Lineage: Eukaryota; Metazoa; Chordata; Actinopteri; Clupeiformes; Clupeidae
Product: 5-hydroxytryptamine receptor 3A-like
Exons: 9
Coding region: 350-1702 (450 amino acids)
Biological process (GO): signal transduction; monoatomic ion transmembrane transport; chemical synaptic transmission
Cellular component (GO): membrane; neuron projection; synapse
Molecular function (GO): extracellular ligand-gated monoatomic ion channel activity; transmembrane signaling receptor activity; neurotransmitter receptor activity
Source: RefSeq, a predicted model, not a curated record
UCGAGGAGUGGGUGGGGACAAUAUCCAAAACCUUGUCGUCCGUGAAAAGGAGAGGACAAGUAUAUGAAUGUUUUUGUGUGUGUGUGUGUGUGUGUGUGUGUGUGUGAAAGAGAGAGAGAGACAGAAAGACAGUGAGAGAGAGAGAGAGACAGACAGAGUGAGAGAGACAAAGAGAUACAAAGAGAGAGACAGACAGACAGAAAGAAAGGAGAAAGAGAGAGGGGAGGGAAGAUAGAGAGAGUAUUUGACUAUGACUAUGAGUUCAGCACCUGACUGGCAGUGAGGAUGUCUAAGGGAAUAGAGCAGGAGACACAGAGGGAGAGAGAGGAGAGCUGAGCAGAACGCACUAAUGGAGAUUUGGGUCGGCUUCAUCUUAGUCACACUCUUCACCUUUAGCCUGGCACCCACAGCAGGUUCUGUGUCAGAACAUGUGGAGUCACGGGACCUGGCGUCUGUGGUGCGGAAUCUGACCCGGUUCUCGUCUCCAUGGGUGCGGCCGGUCCGGUUCUGGGAGAGGCCGGUGAAGGUCAAUGUGGACAUGAGGGUUCUCGCGAUACUUAACGUGAAUGAGAAAGAGGAAGAGAUAAAGCUGCAUGUUAUCAUCAGUCAGGGGUGGAAGGAUGAACAUGUGUGGUGGAAUGCUUCUUCGUAUGGAGGAUUGGAACACAUCUCUCUACCCUCGACUCUGAUAUGGACCCCUGACAUCGCCGUCCGGGAGGCGAUCUCUGAGGAGAGGCAGCACACAGACGCCUUUGUGAGAGUGAACAGUAGUGGCUGGGUCAGCAGGGAGGAGGUUGUCAUGGUGACCCUGCGCUGUGAUCUGGCCAUGAUGCUCUUCCCCUUCGACACGCAACACUGCAACCUCACCCUCCACUCCCACCUACAUACAGUUCAGGAACUGGAGCUGUGUUUGGAACAGUCCAGUGUGCUGAGCAGGACCCUCAUUCCCGUCAGCACUCACGGCGAAUGGGAUCUCACCUCCCACGCACGCGGCGUCACCCUCGGCCAAUCCCACGCCGGACGCCCACACUCCCAGCUCACCUUUCAGCUGGGUCUAAGUCGCCACUCCCUGUUCUACGUCUUGAACCUGCUGGUGCCCAGCGCCCUGGUCAUGCUGGUGGACCUGGCUGGCUUCUGCAUCCCUGUGGACAGUGCCGAGCGGCUUCCCUUCAAGGUGACCCUGUUGCUAGGAUACACCGUCUACCUGCUCCUCGCCACCGACCUGCUGCCCCCUUUCAGGGACAGCACGCCCAUGCUGGGUGUGUAUCUGGUGGUGUGCCUGGUGUUCCUGUCCCUGAGCUUGAGUGAGAGUGCGCUGCUGCUUGCUCUGGGUCAGCAUGACACUCACACCAGUGACCAGCCCAGUCCACUGUACAGAAUGGCCCUGAGGAUGAACUUACACCUGCCGCCACCAGAGGACGCUCGUCGGCAACAUGAGUCAAGUAGCAGGCGUGUCAAGAGAGGUUUACAGCGCUCCUUCAGUGUCGGUGAGGCCUGUGGGCGGGACUGUGUGGUGCGUGCCCUGGGGGAGGAGCUCGAGGACGUGGGCGAGGAGGUGCGGCGUCUGAACGUGCGGCGCAGCGAGCGCAACGACGCGCUCCGUCUGAUGGAGGCGCUGGACUCCGUCUGCUUCCGCCUGUAUGCAGCAGCGCUGGCCGUGUUCAGUCUGAGCCUGGGUCUUCUGUGGUCCACCAACCACUGACAGGGCUCAGGGCAUGGAAAAGUGAAUGGAUGAGUAAAUGACCAGUGAAAGGAUGAAUGAAUGACCAGUGAAAGAAUGAAUGAAUGAAUGAAUAAAUGAAUAAAUGAAUGAAUGAAUGAAUGAAUGAGUCACUAGAUUAAUUAUUAAAUAAAUGGAUGGAUAAAUUAAUGAAUGCUUAAUCAAAUCCUUGAAUAGGGAUACAAAUUAACCAUAGAAUAAAUGCAUUAAUAAAAUGUGUGCUAAAUGGUUAUUGCAUGAGUUUUGGUUGAUCUAUGACUGAUGCCACACCAUGCCUUAUCUUGCUUUGUAAAUUAGCCUGUAACCUCUUACUCCAAG